GCCUCGGCGAAGGGACCUGAAUCGCUGACCCAAGCGGGAGGUGGCGGCGGCCAUGGCGGCCGAUGGAGAGCGUUCUCCUCUCCUGUCCGAGCCCAUCGACAGUGGCGCUGGCGGCAACGGUUUAGUAGGGCCGGGCGGUAGUGGGGCUGGGCCCGGGGGAGGCCUGACCCCCUCCGCACCACCGUAUGGAGCGGGUAAACAUGCCCCGCCCCAGGCAUUUCCUCCGUUCCCUGAGGGGCAUCCAGCAGUGUUGCCUGGGGAUGACCCGCCCCCCUACUCACCCCUGACUAGCCCGGAGAGUGGAAGUCCCCCCAUGAUUCCCUGCCGAGUCUGUCAAUCUCUGAUCAAUGUGGAAGGCAAGAUGCAUCAGCACGUAGUCAAAUGUGGUGUCUGCAAUGAAGCCACUCCAAUCAAGAAUGCACCCCCAGGGAAGAAAUAUGUUCGAUGCCCCUGUAACUGUCUCCUUAUCUGCAAAGUGACUUCCCAGCGGAUUGCCUGCCCAAGGCCCUACUGCAAAAGAAUCAUCAACCUGGGACCUGUGCACCCAGGACCUCUGAGUCCAGAACCACAGCCAAUGGGUGUCAGGGUCAUCUGUGGACAUUGCAAAAAUAGUUUUCUGUGGACAGAAUUCACAGACCGGACUUUGGCACGCUGUCCUCACUGCAGGAAAGUGUCAUCUAUUGGACGCAGAUAUCCUCGGAAGAGAUGUAUCUGCUGUUUUCUGCUUGGUUUACUCUUGGCAAUAACUGCCACUGGCCUUGCUUUUGGUACCUGGAAGUAUGCACGACGAUAUGGAGGUAUCUAUGCAGCCUGGGCAUUUGUCAUUCUGUUGGCUGUGUUGUGUUUGGGCCGGGCCCUGUAUUGGGCCUGUAUGAAGGUCAGCCACCCUGUCCAGAACUACUCCUGAGCCCCUGGAUCCAGACUGUGCCUAGCCCCUCCCUGGUGGCCACCAUGACACUAAAAAGGGAGCUGGGGUAAAAGUCUCCUUAGGCUUCAACAGCAAAGCCAAGCAACUGCCUUCCUUUUCCCUGGGAAGUAGGAAGGAACCAGCCCUUCACCUAGGGUGAAGGUAGUUAUGACCACUGCUGGCUGGCUGCUUUCCUGCAAGGGUUGCUAUGUUUAGGGUGAAGUAGGUAAAACAUCACCUCUAAACAUGGUUCCCCAAGAUGGUUCUAGCCUUGUCCUGAUAUGCUCCUGGAGAACCAUUUCUGUCCCUUACACAUUCCAGGGCAGGGUGGGGAUGGGUAACCCUAGGGACAGGGGUCCUCCUCCCCCUGUGCACCAUUAGGACCUUGCUGCUGCUAUUGCACUUCAUCAGGGGCUGACUCUGGCCUCAGUACCCUUAGUCUCCUCUCCCCACAUUCCGAGCCCUGUGGGUAGAGUCAGUCGCUGCUCUGUACAGAACUAUAGUACUGAUGUAUAUAUAACUAUUUAAUGUGGGGUAUGUUCCCCUAGUGCUAUAUGUCCCUUCAUUCCUUCUUCCAACCUUCCUUACCUCCAGUUGCAGUACUAAACUGGGCUGGGUAGGGUUGCUGUGUCUUGAGGGAGGUUAGGGAACUCAUCUUGUGCUUGUAAAUAAAUAGUCACUACUAUAA
Molecule: messenger RNA, 1595 nt
Organism: Jaculus jaculus (lesser Egyptian jerboa)
Lineage: Eukaryota; Metazoa; Chordata; Mammalia; Rodentia; Dipodidae
Gene: Pip4p1
Product: phosphatidylinositol-4,5-bisphosphate 4-phosphatase 1
Exons: 7
Coding region: 53-907 (284 amino acids)
Biological process (GO): phosphatidylinositol dephosphorylation
Cellular component (GO): plasma membrane; lysosomal membrane; late endosome membrane
Molecular function (GO): phosphatidylinositol-4,5-bisphosphate 4-phosphatase activity
Source: RefSeq, a predicted model, not a curated record